AGAGAGAGAGAGAGAGAGAAGAAAAAGAAAUGGGGGAGAAGUAGAUGGAGAAGCCGAAAGGAUAAAAAGAUGAUUGCGCUUGUGGCGUUACAAUUCGUGAAAACCGCACCAUAAUAGGCUGAAAUUCAGGGUUUUGUUUUACUCACGCUCUCACUCUCUGUAUUUAUAGUUUGGAAGAUGUCGAGGCCACUCCAUCGAGGUGUAUCCGGUGGGGGGCGAUUCUCUGGUAAUGGCCAUGAUUUCUGGGAUGACUCUCAGAUGAAAGAUAAAACAGAGAAGCAAGACAUGGACAAAAAUUGUUCAUCUUCUGAUAACACCUAUUUAUCUGUCAGAUUCCCUUUUCGAUUUCUUUUUCAGGACAAUUCAUCUUCAAAACACAGUUUGAAUGAGAAUGGUUUUGUAUAUGAUCCCUUUAGCCCUGGAAAUCUGAGAAGCCGGCACAAAUUGACUUUGCUUUUUCUAAAGUUCAGUUUAGUUGUAAUUGUGAUUCUUGCUCUUAUUGGAUCGUGUUGGUGGACGAUCUCAAUAACAAGCUCGUCAAGGGGUCACAUAAUUCACGGAUAUAGAAGGCUUCAGGAACAACUCGUAUCGGACUUACGGGACAUUGGAGAACUCUCCCUUGGCAGUGCAAGAUUAAAAGAAUUGGGAUACUGUUCUGUGGAGUCUGAAAAUUUUGUUCCAUGCUUCAAUGUUACUGAGAAUCUUGCCUUGGGGUUUUCUAAAGCGGAAGAGCAUGACCGCCACUGUGGGCAUGGUUUGAGGGAAAAUUGCUUGGUUCUUCCACCUGUCAAUUACAAGAUUCCUCUUAGGUGGCCCACUGGAAGAGAUCUCAUCUGGGUUGCAAAUGUCAAAAUUACUGCACAGGAAGUACUCUCUUCCGGGAGUUUGACCAAGAGGAUGAUGAUGCUGGAUGAAGAGCAGAUCUCCUUUCGUUCAGCAUCUCUGAUGUUCGAUGGUAUUGAAGACUACUCACAUCAAAUUGCAGAAAUGAUUGGGCUUAGAAAUGAAUCUAACUUCAUACAAGCUGGAGUUAGAACCAUCUUGGAUAUAGGAUGUGGUUAUGGUAGCUUUGGAGCUCAUCUUUUCUCCAAGGAUCUGUUAACUAUGUGUAUAGCAAACUAUGAGGCUUCAGGAAGUCAAGUUCAACUAACUCUUGAAAGAGGUCUUCCUGCAAUGGUUGGUUCUUUUAUGUCGGAGCAGUUGCCAUAUCCAUCCCUUUCUUUUGAGAUGAUACAUUGUACACGAUGUGGCAUCGACUGGGAUCAGAAAGAUGGUAUUUUACUUAUUGAAGUUGACCGAGUGUUGAGACCUGGUGGAUACUUCGUCUGGACUUCACCACUUACCAAUGCUCAUCUUUCACUUCGCAACAAAAAGAAUCAGAAAAAAUGGGAUUUUGUGUGUGCUUUUGCACAAAAUCUCUGCUGGGAUAUGUUGUCGCAACAAGAUGAAACUGUUGUCUGGAAAAAGACCACUAAAAGAAACUGCUAUGUUUCUAGGAAACCUGGUUCUGGUCCUUCUAUCUGCAGCAAGGGCCAUGAUUUUGAAUCUCCAUAUUAUCGACCACUCCAAGCAUGCAUUGGAGGAACACACAGUCACCGAUGGAUUCCUAUUGAAGAAAGGGCAACCUGGCCUUCUAGGGCUAAACUAAAUUCAAAUGAACUUGCAAUUUACGGUCUACACUCAGAAGACCUUGUUGAGGAUAACCUAAACUGGAAAUCAGCAGUCCAUAAUUAUUGGUCUCUGCUCUCACCGCUAAUAUUUUCAGAUCAUCCAAAGAGACCUGGUGAUGAGGAUCCUUCUCCACCUUUUAACAUGCUCAGAAAUGUGUUAGAUAUGAAUGCCCAUUUUGGUGGCUUCAAUUCUGCUCUAUUAGAAGCUGGAAAAUCUGUGUGGGUCAUGAAUGUGGUCCCUACAAGUGGCUCCAACUACCUUCCAUUAAUCCUCGACAGGGGAUUUGUUGGUGUGUUACAUGACUGGUGUGAAGCAUUUCCAACCUACCCUAGAACCUAUGAUCUGGUGCAUGCUGAAGGACUCUUAUCACUUGAAACUGGACGUUUAUCACUUCAACUGGGUCAGAAGCGUAGGUGCACCAUGCUAGAUCUGUUCUCUGAGAUUGAUCGGAUACUUCGUCCAGAGGGGUGGGUGAUAUUACGAGACACUGUGUUUCACAUCGAAUCAGCAAGAGCUCUCACUGCACUGUUAAAAUGGGAUGCACGAGUUGUGGAGAUCGAGCGUAACAGCGAUGAGAAACUCCUGAUCUGUCAGAAACCUUUCUCUAAGCGAGCAGCGAGCUAAUUAUAAAAAAUUGCAAGGGAGGCAAGAAUGGGAGAUUAAUUUAAUAUUCAUAUUCAUUUUAUGGAUCUAUAUACUGAUAAUCAUAAAGUUCCACCGUUUAAGGAAGGAUGGAAUUAAAAGUUUUGGACAGAAGAAGAAAGCAAGAGGUGAAGGAAACAAAUGAUUUUUGCAUAGAAACCAGCAUAACUCCUAUGGAGCCGUAAGGCGAACAUAGGGCCAUGUAAUUACUCAACUGAGGCUGAAGGUGAAAGGGAAGUGUGGAAUACAACAAAUACGAUGAAUUACUUGUGAAAAUGUUUACACAAUAAGCGACAACGAUGUUUUCUGUAGUAUAUAGAAUCUGUGAAUUUGGAGGAUUUUUUUAGAGACCAAUUUGUUUGUUUAUUUUUUACAGCAGA
Ilex paraguariensis (yerba mate) is the source of this 2693-nucleotide messenger RNA. NCBI's taxonomy places the organism in Eukaryota, Viridiplantae, Streptophyta, Magnoliopsida, Aquifoliales, Aquifoliaceae. The record is from the annotation of a GenBank genome assembly.